GCGACAAUGACGUUUCCGGACACUGGCAUCAAUUUGACAUAAAGUUGACAUUUAAUCGUCAAUAAUACAUCCAAGAACAUAGUUUAUAGUUUUUUUGAUUAAUUUUUUUGUAAAUAUAACGGCAACAAUCUCAAAACUUGUCUCGUGUGUUUGUCCAUACCUUAAAAAAUAAUCCGAAGUGAAUAAUGUCAUCGGGUCGCCCCAUUAAGUGUGUAGUCGUAGGCGACGGCACCGUCGGAAAAACCUGCAUGCUCAUUUCCUACACGACAGAUAGUUUUCCGGGCGAAUACGUCCCCACAGUUUUCGAUAACUAUUCCGCCCCGAUGGUAGUAGAUGGAAUCUCCGUCAGUUUGGGUCUGUGGGACACCGCCGGACAAGAAGACUACGACAGACUGAGACCGCUCUCGUAUCCACAAACCGACGUAUUCCUCAUUUGCUUUAGUGUAGCGUCGCCAUCCUCGUUCGAAAACGUGACUUCCAAGUGGUACCCAGAAAUCAAACACCAUUGUCCCGACGCACCCAUGAUAUUGGUUGGUACAAAAAUAGAUUUAAGGGAUGACCGCGAGACCUUAAACGCGCUGGCGGAUCAGGGCUUGAGCCCCAUCAAGCGCGAGCAGGGCCAGAAGCUGGCGAACAAAAUAAGGGCCGUUAAGUAUAUGGAAUGCUCGGCUUUGACGCAAAGGGGGCUCAAACAGGUUUUUGACGAAGCCGUUCGAGCCGUCUUGCGGCCCGAACCCCAAAAAAGACGACAACGCAAGUGUUUGCUUAUGUAAUUAGAGUUAUUUUAUUGUUUCUUAUCAACGACUGAACGGACUUUUUCAAUCUUUGCAAAUAGUUCAGGGCAUUUAAAGUCAAUAAGGACUUACGUGUAAGGUGUUAUACAGCCUGCUGGGUUUUCUUUUUUAAGGCUUUUUUUAUCGUUUUAUACAGAUAUACUCAAACAAUCUCGGAGGCAGGAUAAAUGCAUUUUUGAAAUAUUUUAUUAUUGAUUUUUACAUAAAGUAUUGUGAUUAGGAUUUUGUUAACAAAAGUCAAAACUUCAUUUUUUGCGAAUCUUGGUGUUUCAAGAUGCACAGAAGGAUGCAAAGUGGUAUUUUAUGCCAUAGCACAAACUACAAACGUUGGGUAAUAAAAUCAAAUCAAUUUUAAUAUAAAUGUCUACAAAAAUCAUCAAAAAUUUGAUCAUUUUGCAUCCACAACAAACAUUUUUAGGAAAUCAUCUCAAUUGUCCAAAACCACUGCCCAAUUAGUUUUUAUCUAUAAUUACACCAAGUAGUGAUUGCACUAUUCUGAAUCAUAAUGGAUCUGGGUAAAACGUUUUCUUUGUGGGUAACAAAACCAAACUAAACUGUGCCAUUUUACUCUUUUUUUAAUGAAAAAUACUCAAUUCGUUGCAGCAAAGUCAUCAUGGAAUCACAACUAUUUACUUAAGCCACGUACUUUUUCUUUCAACUUGUUAUAUAUUUGCGUUAUUCAAGAAUAACAUUAUCAGUUUUAAGAAAAUGUUUUGUAAGUAGUUUCAUGUUCAGUUAUUAUAAAGCUUUUUCAUAAUAUGAAGAGCAGCUAAAUUUCUAAGACUUAAAAUUAACACGUAUUUAAUUUAUCGUUUCUAACAUCACAUUUUGUAUUUCAUUAAAAGUGACUUGUUAAAAACCAAAGUAAUGUAAGUUCUAGUCACCCUUUG
Zophobas morio is the source of this 1684-nucleotide messenger RNA. RefSeq names its product ras-related C3 botulinum toxin substrate 1 (gene Mtl). Bases 186 to 773 code for a protein of 195 amino acids. Gene Ontology annotation, biological process: small GTPase-mediated signal transduction. The transcript has 3 exons. Gene Ontology annotation, molecular function: GTP binding; GTPase activity. Lineage: Eukaryota; Metazoa; Arthropoda; Insecta; Coleoptera; Tenebrionidae. The record is from RefSeq and is a predicted model, not a curated record.